GUUGUUGUGACCGACAAACAAUCAAUUGUUCAUUUAUUUAUAUUUGUACUCCGAAAUAAACAGAAGAUUGUUUCAUUUCACUUUGGCGAUGGCGAGUUUGGAUGACAAGUGGAAAGCUGUGGACAACUUUGAGUCUGUUGUGGUAGUAGAUCGUGAAAGAGAUGUUGUUCGAGUGACAAAAGAACUGUAUGAUCUUCAUAGCAACAGAGAACAACUCAGGGGUGUAACAAGUAGUUGCAACUAUCGCUUGACGAUACCAUUCGCUCCGCACAUGUUCGGUUCUGGCAAGACGACCUUUGCCCGAACCUAUUUGGAGUUGGUGCAAAGGUUUGGUGAAACUUCCCUGUCGACGUUUGCUUCGGACCCUUCGAGGAGAACCUUUUUGGAGAAGCUGAAAAGGGCUUCAUUGCUCUUUGUGGAUUUGAGGAAGUUGGAGCCCACAGAACCGAAAGAACGAAACCUGAAGUGGGCAGUCUACUAUUUGUUAAUAAAGGCUGCCUGCUCUCAAGUUGGCGCGGAAAUUUUGCGAAAGAAAGAAGCCUUCGAAAUGGUGGACAUGGAACCCUCCAACCUAGUUCCACUCUUACGAGAUAUACUAAGGAUUCCUUCCGAUCAAUAUCUUUUGUUGGCAUUUGAUGAAGUUGGUGUUUUGGAUACGAAUGGAAUUCUUUUUGAACUGGAGAAGAAUGACAAAGGUGUGGUUCGACCUUACAAUGACUUUUUCGGUAUCAUUAGUCAAUUGUGCAAAGAACCCGACUUGUUUUUUAUAGUUGUUGGGAAAAGCAAGGGUUUAAGUAUUAAGAAUGAUGUGGCUUUUGGGCUAUCAAGAGUUAUACUACAUUUUAUCCCUUUAUCACCUUUGGACGCUUCCAGUAUCGUUGAAUUCCUUGAAAAGACUCUUCUAAAGACACCUACUCAAGAACCAGUUUGUAAUGUCUUAUGUAGUUCUUCAUUUUCAGUAAAUGAAUUGGCAGAUUCGUUAUUGGAAUGUACAGGUGGAGUUCCUGGUUUGUUGACUCGUGCAGUAAAUAUGCUUCUGAAUUAUAUAAAAACAAGAAACCAGCCUUUCAUAUCGAAAGAAGAAUGUUUGACUUGUAUGAAUGACUACAAUUUCCGAAGAAUUUGUGCUGAACCAUUUGUGGAACGAAUAUUGAAUUUGGACGAAGAUAGAAAAAGUGUUUUUGAUAUACUAUUGAUGAUGGCACUUUAUCGUAUACCGUCUAAAGUAGAUGACAGAUUGACAUCGGAGUCCUAUCUAUAUGAUGCAGUCACUGAAAUGGGAUUAUAUCGAUAUCCUAUUGACCAGAAUACUUUCCAAAUCCUAAUUCCGAAAGUAUUUGUUGUAAUCUUCAAGAACGACCCUUCCAUAUCUUCUUUGGAAAAGAUACUUCUUGGAUCACUUGAUGUAGAACCAGUAGAUUGUUUCUUCUAUUCAAAGUGUCGUGUAUUUGAAGGAAUUGUUGCUUUACGACUAGUUUUGAUGUUGUCUUCAAAGAAUCGAAAUGAGUUGAGGGAAUUGUUGGGUCAAUUGUCUCCAAUAUGGAAACAAAUGAAACUUCCAAUCAGUACAACAUCACCUAUUCACUAUAUCAAGUCUGUUGUUAGUUCUACAGAAACAAGAAGUGAAUCGAACAAGAGUCGAAGAACUUUUGCCAAUACUGAAUGGAAUAAAAUUAUUCGAGAGACACUUUAUUUAGAGACUAUUUACAUUCCUUUGGACGCUACUUCUCAUAGUCCUGAUAUUAUAUUCAAAUUACAAUCUCCUGUGGAACCCAAAGUUCUUACUGUUGGAGUUGCAUGUAAAGGACGUUGGAGGUCGGAAGGAAUUGGCUGGUCAGAUAUUAUAGAUGAAGCCAAGAAAUUUUUAGAUCCUGUUUAUGAUCAAGUCUUAUCCAGUGCAAUGGAUUAUCAUCAUUGUAUGCUUAUUAUCGUUAGUACAAAGUUAUCAUUGAAUGUUUCUAAUGAGUUGGGUAAUCAGAGUCGUUGUUACUCCAGUGGAAUGUUUAUUAGAAAUGAUUCGUUCAAAGUACCUGAUAACUGUGAACUUGUUAUUCUUUGUGAAAGAGAUGUCCAAAUGCUGAUUGACGAAGAAAUAUUGAAUGGACUUGAAAGAGCAUUUCAUGUUCCUCAUAAUCCUACUUUUUGGAACUUGGGACUAAAACUACUUCAUAAAAUCCGUAACAGUUUCUUAAGUUGGCAAUAGAUUCUAACUCAAUCCUUCCCUUUGUUUUGAAGAGCAAAUAAACUUUUUUUUGUAUGU
Galdieria sulphuraria is the source of this 2260-nucleotide messenger RNA. RefSeq names its product archaeal ATPase. The transcript has a single exon. The coding region runs from base 89 to 2203 and encodes 704 amino acids. NCBI's taxonomy places the organism in Eukaryota, Rhodophyta, Bangiophyceae, Galdieriales, Galdieriaceae. The record is from RefSeq and is a predicted model, not a curated record.